Messenger RNA from Fomitiporia mediterranea MF3/22, 852 nucleotides. RefSeq lists its product as uncharacterized. The coding region runs from base 1 to 852 and encodes 283 amino acids. The transcript has 4 exons. Gene Ontology annotation, molecular function: structural constituent of ribosome. The record is from RefSeq and is a predicted model, not a curated record. Lineage: Eukaryota; Fungi; Basidiomycota; Agaricomycetes; Hymenochaetales; Hymenochaetaceae. Gene Ontology annotation, cellular component: mitochondrial large ribosomal subunit.
AUGUCGCCUCCGUCCGUCCUAUUGACACAAUGUCGACGACAACUUUCUCAUAACCAUGGCUUGGCACUUCGAUUUACGAAGCGCACACUUGCAACAGUCGUCGACGCACCAAAAACACACCGUCUCGCAGUCAGCAUCCUUUUGAACCGCUCCCCUAUCCUCACACGAACACCAACCAAAUUCGAGCGUGAAUUCUACAAAUACCAGCAACGUAUCCAGCGCACCUUGCACAACCCAUUCCCACACGAGUUUUACUUCAAGCAAGGCUCCCUACUCGAAGCACAAUUCAACCAGGAUGAAAUCCGGCGGGAAAGGAAAGCGUUCGGCAAGGAUGCGGUGAAGGAUAUGGAGGACAAGUCGUCGCUUCUGAUGAACGUGGAGUCAACAACUGGGGAGGAAGAGGAACAGCCAUUGCCGCGACGAACUGCUGCAGAUGAAAAACGAGACUUAAAAAGCCUAGACAGACACGGUGCACGGAACUUAUAUCUCCUAGUAAAGGGCCUACCAGGCGAUAAGUACCAGUGGCGAUUUCCAAAGGGCCACGUAGAAACAGGCGAGCUUUUACACGAGGCUGCAAAGAGGGAUUUGCAUGCUGAGUGUGGUCCCCACAUGAAUACUUGGAUUGUCGGACGGAAACCAAUAGGUCUGUUUGAAUAUCAAUAUCAAUCAAAUGCAGACCCACAAUUCUCCUGCGAAAAAAUUUUCUUUUAUAAGGCGCACAUCUUUGCAGGACAGGCGCGACCUGUAGAUAAGAAAAUCGCUGACUUCGCUUGGCUUACGAAGGAGGAGAUUGAGUCGUAUGUCGACAAGGAGUAUUGGUUAGGGACGAAAGACAUGUUAUCCGACGUUUAG